GGCGCGCAAGUCAGUGUUGCGUGUGAUACUGGGCGUGCAAGUAGAAGCAUCUGAAUAUACACGCGUCCCAAGUGGCAGGUGUAGUCGCACGUUGCCGUGUAAUAUAUAGGCUAAAACUAUUUUGAAUUGCUCAUGUACAAGUAGGAAUCUCCACCAGAAUGAGUGGAAGUUCGAGUCCGAAUGUCGCCAUGGCUGCUCACCAUGUCAAUAGUGCAGAUUAUUUGGCUCAGCUCUUGAAAGACAGGAAGCAGAUAGCUGCGUUUCCAGCUGUUUUCAUACACCUUGAACGACUCUUGGACGAAGAGAUAAACAAGGUUAGACUGAGUCUCUUCCACUUGAACGGAGUGAAGGAUGAGCCGCUUAAUCUACCCGAGGCCACGGGACCGGUGGUCACAGCCUCCGAGAAGGUCUACGUGCCUGUCAAGGAAUUUCCUGAUUUCAACUUCGUGGGCAGGAUUCUGGGUCCGCGCGGCAUGACGGCGAAGCAGCUCGAGCAGGACACGGGCUGCAAGAUCAUGGUGCGCGGCAAAGGCUCGAUGCGAGACAAGAAAAAGGAGGAAGCGAAUAGGGGCAAGGCGAACUGGGAGCACCUCAGUGAGGAUCUUCACGUUCUCAUCACAUGCGAGGACACCGAAGAACGCUCAAAGAUCAAACUGCAGAGAGCAAUGGUGUGCAUCAAGAAGCUGCUCGUGCCCUCUGCUGAUGGUGAGGACGACCUCAAGAAGAGCCAGCUGAUCGAGCUGGCUAUGCUGAACGGCACCUACCGCGACGAGAACAGCCUCAAGCGGCAGCACUCACAGAUGCAGCAGCUCGCUGGCAUGCAGCAGAUGCAGCCGCGAGAGUUCGGCCCGUCCGACGCCAGCCAUCUCCUUGGUGGAACCUACCUGAUGGAAACGCCGAGGCUGAUGUCGCCACACAACGUCGCCAUGCAAUCUCAACAGAUGCGCUCGUCCGGCCAAGUGGGGGCGCCACUAAUCCUGCAGCCUCGUCCCCAGCUGACGCCAGGUGGCGCCGCAGCCGGUACUCAUCUGAUUGCUCACGGCGGCAUGUCGGGGAUGCCGCCUCCGCUCAUCUCUCCCGUCGACACGUCGACCGGCUUGCCGCAGUUUGUCUACCCGUUUGACUACCACCCCUACCUGACGCAGACCCCCACCAACCUGCUUGAGGGCUACCACACGCUCGACCAGAACGCUGUCACUCUAGGUGCAAUAGCGAAGCAGAGGCGCCACCUAGCGGGCAUGAGAGACCACCCGUACCCAAGGCAGGUCUCCAUGCAAUGAUCCAGCUUUCAGCUGUGGUUUGACUAACAACUGAACCCUCCUGCCUGCACUCAUCACAUGACCCACAGGUUGCAUUUGAUUGGCUCAGGCACAGGACUAACCAAGCAGGUGUGGAUGCAUCGGCGCCCUCUAAACUCACAUCUGGGGUGUGCAGCCACCCCAUUACUGGACAGUAAGCACUCUCCUAUUAUUUCCUUCAGACUAAUGUUUUUAGUCUGUCAUAUCUCAGUGCCAUAAUGUAGAUUUUAUUAAUAAUUAUUUGUUUUUUUAAUAAUAAUAUUGGACUAAAGAAUCUUUGUGAAGAUAGAUCAAAAGUGACGCUGGUAAGCAACGUUGACGUUAUAGCGUGUGCUUCGUGAAUCUCAUGGUUGUAGUAAAAAAGGACUAGGUAGCAGCUAGUGGCUGGUACCUCUUCAGAUGUGAUAUCUUAACCUUGCAUACAGGGUUACGACAUGCGUCAGUGUUUGCCGUGAAGUAUUUAACAUUUAAUUUCACAGUUUCUUGGCUCCACAGUUUUUAAUCUCUUGAAUCUAAUCUGUUUCCUCAUUCCUGAGUGCAAUAUAUUACCACAUUAAACGAUUGGAUAAAUUAUUAUAGCUACGUGAAAAAUUCCAUGUGCUGGCUGGCGAUAUUGGUUAUAAUAUAAUUGUCACUUCUGUUGAGUUGUGACACAAUUUCUUAUCGUAGCUUGGCUUUGGCAAAAAUCGGUCAAAUUGCAUGCCGUAGGAAUACCUGUUAACUGAAACGCGGCGGCAACAAGACAUGAGGCAAUAAUAGCUUAUCUGUCGACUAAAAUGUGGGGUAGCGAAAAAACGCAAGGGUCCACGUGGAAUUUUGAGUUUAUGUGAUAAAAUUCUAAUUAUUGUUGUGCUGACGUAUUGCACUCGGGAUUUGUGAAGCCGGGUUACAUUCCCCAGGUUUUCCACCAUGUAGGGAAGUAACUACAAGAAUAAGUGGUUAAUAUUUCUCUCCCUGAGUGAGUCAAUAUGUGCCUCACGGCCAACAUUGGCAUGGUUGGUAACCCGGUUUGCAGGAUUAUAAUGUCGUAUCAAUUACUAUAUAUGCAUUUGAACACAACAUUUGGUUUUAUUUAUUUGUGUUCGUGCACCAGCAUUCUUGACUAAUUUUGUUAGGGAGCAUUGAGUAAGAACCUCUCUCCUGUCAACUUGUGUUAUGUAUAUUAGAUGUAGACUGGUGUCGUUAUUAAGGUUAAUUGUACACACGAAUAGCAAUACGUUCAAUAAAUAUUUCUAGUAGGUGUCAUAGAAAGAUACUUGUGAAAUGGGCAGGUAGCGGGAAAUUUCGAUAUACUGUAACAUAGGAAACGUACCUUGUGGAUUCACAUGUAAUUUCAUCGAAAAAUUGCCCCUACUUGGUAUUAACAUCCUGGCUAGGUGUUGACAGAUUAUGUGUCUGUGUUGUUAAUAUGCUGACCAGUUAACAGCAGUGGCAUUAAUGGUUGGUCGUAAUCAGGCAAUUCAGAGUAGACAAAAGAGCGGGAGUAGCCAGUGGCGCAUCGCAGUGCAGUCAGGCAGGCGAUAAUAAACUUAAAAACUAAUAUUAAAAUGACAUUUAAGAAUUACUGUGACUUAUACACGCAGGUGAUUAUUCUGUGCUGUGACUGCUAGCGAAUAGCGUUGGCGUAGGGAGGUACUGGCGGUUACUUAUACUUUAGUUAUCCGCGCAGCAGAUGUCCUGAUAUAGUCAUAUCAAGAGCUAAUAAUACCUAUAAUUAGUAUAAAUAAUAAUAGUACUAAUAUUAUUAGCUCUUGGUCAUAUGCUUCUCUGUCUCACUACCUCCACUAAUCAUUUGUCGAUUACGCUAGCGUCACUAGGGGUGUAGCUACGUCGCGUGGGCUCGUGCGUUGUAACGUACAAGAAUCACGAGACGUACAAGAGACUUUGGUGUCGAUGUGCUGAGCUGGUAAUCAGCUCUGUAUACCUACGUAUAGAACGAGCAUGUGUUUAUUACGCAUAGAUUCGUGCGCGUAGGUUAACAGUAAGAAAUUCAGAUAGUAUAAGGAUAAUGCAGAAAAUUCAACGAUUACGCGGCCACCUAUUUGGCAGAUAUAAUAGGUGUGGUUCGAGGUCUAAUAGGUUAGCUCUCUAUUUGUGCGGAAAGGCAAACUGUUGCGAAGCGAAGGGCUGCACAGAUAGAGCUAUACUUCGGUGUGCUGUAUGAUGGUAUAUGAUAUAUGGUGUAUGACUGACGUGUCACCAGAGAUGUGUGAAACCAUGGAUCCUGGCUUGUACGCAAUGAAGGUGUUUGGCAGAGACGCCCCCACUUGUAUGUGUAUCACAUAAGCAGAUGAUGUAAAUUACCACAGGUGGGGCAAGCGCGAGUAAAAAAUCUGAAAUCGACUGAAAUCUGAACGAAAUGAUCUGUUAGACGUUUCGUAAAAUUUGCUAACAACAUAGCCCGUGGUGGUUUGCACUGUCGUGCAGGGUUUUAUGUAUGCCUUACCUGGUGAACAUACAUAGCACACUAUAUUUCUACUUAGAAAAUUAUUAAGUAAUGUCGAUUGUUGUUAGUUUGGGGGGAGUGUGGUACCUAAUGGUGACGAUAUUUGUUUUUGUGUGUGUUAUGAAUAAGUUUCCACAUUGACAGAGUGAUAGAACAUGGUGGCAGGUUUUAUUUCUAAUAUUAUGAAUAAUAAUAUUUGGUGCUUUUACAUGAUAGGGAUAUUAUCAGAUGAUAUUAUUGUAUGACUGCGAUUUGUAUACACUGGAUUUUUUGGAUUUCAAUUAUAUAUUAUAUAUGUUCUGUCAACACCAUUGUUAUGGUACUUCCAAAUUCGAAAAAAUCAAAAUAGGUAAUGAUGGAUUCAUUGUUACCAAGUAGUAUUUUCACACUCAAAUUAAUUAGUUUGCUUGCCAUUUUUUGUUAUCCCUGAUGAUAUUUCAAAGAUUUGUUGAACUGAAGUUUGUUAUGGACCUAGAUCUGAAGUAAAAGUAUUUUCAGUGAGAACGUG
Molecule: messenger RNA, 4252 nt
Organism: Priapulus caudatus
Lineage: Eukaryota; Metazoa; Priapulida; Priapulimorpha; Priapulimorphida; Priapulidae
Product: protein held out wings-like
Exons: 8
Coding region: 159-1280 (373 amino acids)
Biological process (GO): regulation of mRNA splicing, via spliceosome
Cellular component (GO): nucleus
Molecular function (GO): mRNA binding
Source: RefSeq, a predicted model, not a curated record